AUGACUGAGAGUGUCAUACUUGAUGUUGCUUAUGAGGGUGAUGAUCUGUUCGUUGGGCGUGUUUUCAAGAACAAGCACGACUGCAAGGUGAAGAUAGUUGUGCAUGCAAUAAAUCGCCGAUUCAGCUACAAGAACGAAAGGUCAAACUACGAUUUGGUAGUUGUUCGAUGUGUCCCGGAUGCUUGUCCAUGGAGGGCUUACGUGGCACGAAUGGAGGAUAGUGAAUACUUUCAAGUAAGAACCGCAACUUUGGUCCAUUCUUGCCCAGUUGAUGUCAGGAGUCAGUUCCACCAUCAGGCAACCACGUCCGUCAUCUCCGAGAUUAUGCGUAGUAGGUACGCAGGAUCCGGACGCGGUCCAAAUCCGAUAGGGGUUAUUCGUGCGAUGUUGCAGGAACACAGUGUCAACAUGUCAUACUGGAAGGCGUGGAGGGCUAGAGAGUUGGCAAUAGAGAGUGUGAAAGGAUCCGACGCUGACAGCUACAGUUUGCCCGCAUAUUUACACCUUCUUAAGGCAGCUAAUUCGGGAACAGUUGCAAGUAUUUAG
Messenger RNA from Microthlaspi erraticum, 546 nucleotides. The record is from the annotation of a GenBank genome assembly. NCBI's taxonomy places the organism in Eukaryota, Viridiplantae, Streptophyta, Magnoliopsida, Brassicales, Brassicaceae.